Molecule: messenger RNA, 2232 nt
Organism: Micropterus salmoides (largemouth bass)
Lineage: Eukaryota; Metazoa; Chordata; Actinopteri; Centrarchiformes; Centrarchidae
Product: cadherin-7-like
Exons: 11
Biological process (GO): cell-cell junction assembly; homophilic cell-cell adhesion; calcium-dependent cell-cell adhesion
Cellular component (GO): plasma membrane; catenin complex; adherens junction
Molecular function (GO): cadherin binding; calcium ion binding
Source: RefSeq, a predicted model, not a curated record
GGUCACCAGAGGAGGAAGAGGAGCUGGGUGUGGAACCAGUUCUUUGUCCUGGAGGAGUACGGCGAAGACGAGCCGCUGUAUGUGGGGAAGCUCCACUCUGACAUGGAUAAGGGUGACGGUCAGGUGAGGUAUGUCUUGAACGGUGAAGGAGCAAUGUCCAUCUUCACCAUCGAUGAGAAUACAGGAGACAUUCACGCCACCAAGAGGCUGGACCGGGAGCAGCAGGCAUACUACUCCUUGAGAGCUCAGGCUCGAGACCGAAAAACCAACAUGCCAGUGGAACCAGAGUCCCAGUUCAUCAUCAAAGUCCAGGACAUCAAUGACAACGAGCCCAAGUUCCUGGACGGACCGUACACUGCUAGGGUGGCUGAGGGGUCUCCUGUAGGUACGUCGGUGGUGACGGUGGUGGCGACAGAUGCUGAUGAUCCGACUUAUGGAAACUCUGCCAGACUGGUUUACAGCAUCUUGCAGGGUCAGCCAUACUUCUCUGUGGAGCCAAAGACAGGUGUGGUGCGGACGGCUCUUCCUGACAUGGACCGGGAGGUGCGGGAACGUUACCUGCUGGUCGUCCAGGCCAAAGACAUGAUUGGUCAGAUGGGAGGUCUCUCAGGAACCACCUCCGUCACGGUGAUACUGACCGACAUCAAUGACAACCCGCCUCGCUUCCCCCACAAGAGCUACCAGUUCACAGUUCCAGAGUCUGUACUGGUGUCAGAUGUGGUUGCCAGGAUCAAAGCUCUGGAUCUGGAUGUUGGUCCGAAUGCUGAGAUGGACUACAGGAUCCUGAAUGGAGACGGACUGGGAACCUUCAGGAUCGUCACCGAUCCAAACACACAGGAAGGACUCCUCACUUUACAGAAGACUCUGGACUUUGAGACCAAGUCGAGCUACGUGUUGCACGUUGAGGCGUCCAAUCGUUACGUGGACACUCACUUCCUGUCAACGGGUCGGUUCAGCGACGUGGCGACGGUUCGUCUACUGGUGGAGAACGUGGAUGAGCCUCCGGUCUUCUCCUCCCCCGUUAGUCGGAUGGUGGUCUCUGAGGACGCUGCGGUAGGAACUGAUGUGGGAUCAGUUUCAGCUCACGACCCUGACGCAACCGACAACCCCGUCAGGUACUCUAUUGACAGGAAGUCGGACGUGGAGCGGUUCUUUAACAUCGACAGCAGCUCAGGUCUGAUCCGGACCGCCAGACGUCUGGACAGAGAGACCAUCGCUCUGCACAACAUCAGCGUCCUCGCCACAGACAGCCUGGAUCGGUCUCAGGUGGGGAAAGCUGUGCUUCUGAUCUCUGUGACGGACGUUAACGAUAACGCUCCGAGCUUCGCCAUGAAGUACGAAGCCUUUGUCUGUGAGAACGCAGAACCCGGACAGAUUAUUGAGACCCUGAGCGCUGUGGAUCGUGAUGAACCAGAGAACGGACAUCACUUCCUGUUCUCUCUGCCCGCCGAGGCUUCUGGGAACUUCAGCUUCAUCCUGAGAGAUAAUAAAGACAACACGGCGUCUGUCCUGACUCGGAAGGGUGGUUUCCUGCGGCGGGAUCAGCCGGUUCACUUCCUGCCGGUGGUGAUUUCAGACGGCAGCAGUCCGUCUCUCAGCAGCACCAACUCGCUGUCCAUCACUGUCUGCGACUGCGACGCCCACGGAAACCGCCGCUCCUGCAGCCGGCGAGCGGCGCUGCUGCUGGUCGGCCUCAGCUCCGCCGCCGCUGCCACGGUCCUCACCUGCAUCCUCGUACUACUGGGUGUCAUCGUGGUUGUAGCAGCUGUCAGACGCAGUAGGAGGGAGCCUCUGAUGAUGGACGACGAGCGGGACAUUCGUGAGAACAUUGUUCACUACGAUGAUGAAGGCGGCGGCGAGGAGGACACCGAGGCCUUCGACAUGUUCGCUCUGAGACACCUGAACAAACCAAACCCACCCCGCCGAGACCCCGACAACAACCUGCCGGGACUCCUCGCCAAAACCCCGGAGUACAGGGCGGAAAGGAACAUGCUGUUCCAGGAGUUCAUCAGGAACAGGCUGCAGGAGGCAGAUGUGGACCUGACGGCGCCCCCCUAUGACUCUCUGCAGACCUACGCCUUCGAGGGCAAUGGGUCCACUGCGGAGUCACUGAGCUCGUUAAACUCAUCAGAGUUUGAGCAGAAUUACAACUUCCCGACAGAGUGGGGGCCGAGGUUCAGGAAGCUCGCAGACCUGUACGGAGAGCAUGAGGGAGGGGGGGUCGCCUUGUAG